AUGUACUCUGCGAAUCUUAUCGUCUUUUUGUUCCUUGUUGCUGCCGCGUUCGCUUGUGAUACUCAAUGGCCAAAUGGAACUGAUACUAAAGUUAGCUGGUACCAAUGUAAUAAUGGUCCCAUCACCUUCUUCAAUGUCACUCCUUUUGAUACAGAUGGCAACUAUGAAUACCCUGUUCAUCUGAGUAAGCCACUAAUUAUCAAGGCUGACAUCAAUAACCCAAAGACCACUUACGGAUCUCCAGCUCUCAAGCAAACCACAAACAUCUGGAGUUGGUCUUCUAGCUGCAGCUGGAGUUCAGUACCCACAUUUGGAAUGCUUAAAAACCUUGACGCUUGCACCAAUGGCAUCCCGUGUCCUAUCAAGACUGGCCGUCAGUACAUGAACAUUGUGAACGAUUUCUCACCCUACAGUGCAAUCAUCAACCUGUUGAAGGAUGAUGCUCCAUACCAAAUGCAAGUGAUACUCCAUGAUGAGACCAGCAAAGCUGAUGUUGCUUGUAUCAUCUAUCAGGCUAGAGCUAGAAUUCAAUAG
Messenger RNA from Cylicocyclus nassatus, 534 nucleotides. The record is from the annotation of a GenBank genome assembly. NCBI's taxonomy places the organism in Eukaryota, Metazoa, Nematoda, Chromadorea, Rhabditida, Strongylidae.